CUGCUGGAGCGCUUCGCGGUUUGCUGCACCUCAGAGACGCAAGAGUGGAGCGUUUUCGGCAGCCGUUUACCGGGCCGUUUCUGUCCGUUACCGACGCCAUGGACACGCCGAGGAUCUGAAGUGCUUGAGGACCGACGUCCUUUCUGAUGGAUUUAUUCUGAGAUUGAGUGCAGUUGGAUGGCAUGCAGUAUCUCCAAGAGAUUAUGGCACACUGUGGCCAGUUCAUGAGUCUCAACAAUGGAAGAGUGACCAGAGUAUGAUGCCACAAAUAAAAAUGCAGUUUAGCCAUGCCUCCAUUGCUGAUCCCCAUCAAGGACACUCAAUUUUUACUGCUGUCUGGGACUCGCCCUCUUCUCUUGGAUAGAUUCAAUUUCAACAUACAUCAUACAGCAUGCAAGACCAUAUUGUUUAUGGAUGAUAUCAUUCUGUCACGAGAAAGAUGAAAUUUCCUUUUAUCAGGAGUCCCAAUUAAAACAAGGACACAUAAGUUACGAACUCCAGAAAGGGGUAAAACUGAAAGUGUGUACAAUACAGAUGAGGUUGCAUUAUGGCAGCUGAAUCUCCUCAACGGCUGCAUUCACGUAUCUGGUACGGAGGAGAGUGAUAGUUGCACGAUGCAGCGAAGCGGAGGCAUCGUCGGGAACAGCGGCCAGCCAUGGGUACUGCGGCGAGUACGGCUCACCUGGCUCAGUUUCAUGCUCUUCUUCAUCCUGGUCUUUUUCCCUCUCAUUGCACAUUACUACCUCACCACAAUUGAUGAAGCAGGGGGACCAGAUAAACGCAUUUUUGGGCCAAGACCUGGAGGAGAGCUGUGUGAAGCGAAGCAUGUUCAAGACCUGUGUCGUAUCCGGGAAUCCGUCAGCGAGGAGCUACUUCAGCUUGAGGCAAAGCGACAAGAACUCAAUGGCGAGAUAGCCCGACUUAACCUACGCAUCGAGGCCUGUAAACGUAGUAUUGACAGUGCCAAACAGGACUUGUUACAACUCAAAAAUGUCAUCAGCCAGACAGAGCACUCUUACAAGGAACUUAUGGCACAAAACCAGCCAAAACUGUCAUUGCCAGUUAGACUUUUACCAGACAAGGAUGAUCCUGGAUACCCUCCUCCGAAAUCGGCCCAAAACUGUCGUUUGCAUACUUGUUUUGAUUAUGCUAGAUGUCCACUUACAUCUGGCUUCCCUGUCUAUGUUUAUGACACAGGGUCUUAUCCUUGGGGUGAGAAGUUGGACCCUCUUGUCAAACAAGGCUUUGCCUCAUCCGUCAAAAGCAGUGUAUAUGUGACAGAUAAUCCAAACAUUGCUUGUCUGUACAUAGUGCUCGUUGGGGAAAUACAAGAAUCACCCUCCUCUCCUCCCGCCUCGCCUUUAGACCUUGAAAAGCAGCUCAAGGUUUUGCCAUAUUGGAGGUUGGAUGGCCACAACCAUCUACUUGUACACCUUUCAAGAAAGUCUCUGACACAGAACUUCCUGUACAAUGUGAGCACAGGCCGAGCAGCAGUGGCACAGUCUACCUUUUUUGAACAUCAAUAUAGGGAAGGUUUCGACAUGGUGGUGUCUCCACUAGUCCAUGCUCUGUCUGAGCCCAACUUCCUUGAGGUCCCUCCGCAAGUCCCGGUCAAGAGGAAGUACCUCUUCACCUUUCAGGGAGAAAAGGUUGAGUCUUUGAGGAGCAGCUUGCUUGAAGCCCCACCGCAGUCCUUCGAGGAGGAAAUGGAGGGUGAUCCACCAGCUGACUAUGAUGACCGCAUUAUUGGCACACUUAAGGCUGUACAGGACAGUCACCUAGACCAGGUUCUUGUGGAGUUCACUUGCAAGAAUCAGCCCAAGCCGAGUUUACCAACAGAGUGGGCGUUGUGUGGCGAGCGUGAGGAUCGUUUAGAAGUACUGAAGGUCUCUACGUUUGCCUUGGUGAUAUCUCCAGGCGAUGUCCAGUUGGUGGCAUCUGCUGGCUGUAGCAUGAGACUUUUUGAGGCUUUGGAAGUUGGGGUAAUACCGGUGGUGCUUGGCGACCACUCAAAGUUGCCCUACCAUCACCUUAUACGCUGGAGUGAGGCAGUCAUUAUGGUACCCAAGCCUCGCAUAACGGAGCUGCACUUUCUGUUGCGUAGCAUCUCAGACAAUGACCUUCUGGCCAUGCGACGGCAGGGUCGGCUUCUUUGGGAGACGUACUUCUCCACCUCAGAGAGCAUCUUCAGCACCAUCCUGGCUAGCGUACGAACCAGCAUCCAGAUACCAGCAGCACCUAUACGUGAGGAGCCUGCCCAGGAGAUUCCCCACAAAGCUGGGAAGUUGGCAGGAACCGAUGCUAACAUGGCUGACAAUGGCGACCUAGAUCUGGGGCCUGUUGAAGUAGAGCCCCCUUAUGCUUCGCCCCGCUUCUUGCGUAACUUCACCUACACAGCUGCUGAUGUCUACCGCACCUGGAAUCGUGCACCUGGCCCUUUCCAUCUAUUUCCACAUACUCCCCUGGACCCCGUACUUCCCUCAGAAGCCAAGUUUCUAGGGUCGGGGACUGGGUUCCGCCCUAUCGGCGGAGGUUCUGGGGGAUCUGGUAAAGAGUUUCAGGCCGCUCUAGGAGGUAACGUCCCACGGGAGCAGUUCACUGUGGUCAUGCUUACUUAUGAAAGGGAGGAGGUUCUUAUGAACUCACUGGAGAGACUAAAUGGCCUUCCUUAUCUUAACAAAGUGGUGGUAGUGUGGAAUUCCCCCAAACCACCUUCCGAUGAUCUCCUCUGGCCAGACAUUGGUCUACCAAUUGUGGUGGUACGCACAGAAAAGAACAGCUUAAACAAUCGCUUCCUUCCCUGGGAUGCAGUCGAGACUGAGGCUAUUUUGUCUAUUGACGAUGAUGCCCAUCUUCGACACGAUGAAAUUAUGUUUGGGUUCAGGGUGUGGCGGGAGGCCAGAGACCGGAUUGUGGGAUUCCCAGGAAGGUUCCAUGCCUGGGAUGUAAAUCACCAGUCUUGGCUCUACAAUUCCAACUACUCCUGCGAGCUCUCCAUGGUGCUGACGGGUGCAGCCUUCUUCCACAAGUAUUACGCGUACCUCUAUUCAUACGUCAUGCCUCAAGCCAUACGUGACAUGGUGGACGAGUACAUCAACUGUGAGGAUAUCGCCAUGAACUUCCUCGUGUCUCAUAUCACUCGCAAACCCCCCAUCAAGGUGACAUCACGUUGGACCUUCCGCUGUCCCGGCUGUCCACAGGCUCUUUCGCAUGACGAUUCACACUUCCACGAGCGUCACAAGUGCAUCAACUUCUUUGUAAAAGUCUAUGGAUACAUGCCGCUGUUAUACACUCAGUUCAGAGUGGACUCGGUACUCUUCAAGACGCGGUUGCCCCACGACAAGACGAAGUGCUUUAAAUUCAUUUAGCGGAUCGGGGAACUGUAAAGCACAGACGGAGCGCGGACGCGGGACGGUCUCUCUGGGAACGUGAAGGGAACUAAAGCUUUCUUGUAAAUAUCAGAGAAUUUUAGAAGUCAAGGGAGAACAAUUAGAGACGAGCGAUUACCGUCAGGCGUUUUUAACGCUGUGCGUGAUUCAUCAGCAGCCACUACAGAUUUUAUUUGCACCACUUUUCAUGGGACGUCUGGGACAGCGAAGUCAAACGAUAUACUGACUGAACAUACAGUUAUGGACCGAUGGAGGCUGCUUUUGAUGACAUAUUUUGGAGAAUUAUGGGAGAGUCGGAAGUGUGUAAAUGAUACGUGUUAUUUUUACUUUGCAUAUACUCGUUUGAAACGCACUGAUGGUCAUGUUUUGUUUUGUUUUGUUUUUUUCUUGUGUGCUUUUGUGCACGUGUGAAUGGCUGCGUGUGUUGUUCUGUAGGUUGACGGUGACUAAGCGUCAUUAAACCCCGUCAAAUGUUUGUUGAUCAUCAGUAAGAAUAGCACAAGAUAUCAAACAUAACUGCAUCGGAAUAGCACCAAAUCAAGCUGUUACACGUUCUCAUGUCUGUCACAAUCAUACAAGAAAACAAAAAGUCUGUUUGUAACCUGUUCAGUACACUUGUGGAAUAACCGAUCCAUCUUAACGCCUUUUGCUGGAUAAUCACGUCUGUUUGUGGCGACUGGCUCGUGUGUUGUCAUUUUAAUAAGGUUGAAUGAUUUCAUAGGUGAAAAUUGAAAAAAUAAAUAUCCAGGUCAUAUUUAAUCAUAUUUUACACAAGGAAAAAGGACAUUUUUGUCAAAUGUGACAAUUUUCAUGAAUUACAGCACCCAAAUUCUCAUUUCGUAAUGCAAAAAUACAUAAUUA
Sinocyclocheilus anshuiensis is the source of this 4250-nucleotide messenger RNA. RefSeq names its product exostosin-like 3. The coding region runs from base 615 to 3368 and encodes 917 amino acids. Gene Ontology annotation, molecular function: glycosyltransferase activity. Gene Ontology annotation, cellular component: membrane. The record is from RefSeq and is a predicted model, not a curated record. The transcript is spliced from 6 exons. NCBI's taxonomy places the organism in Eukaryota, Metazoa, Chordata, Actinopteri, Cypriniformes, Cyprinidae.